Molecule: messenger RNA, 5058 nt
Organism: Tachyglossus aculeatus (Australian echidna)
Lineage: Eukaryota; Metazoa; Chordata; Mammalia; Monotremata; Tachyglossidae
Gene: PER2
Product: period circadian regulator 2
Exons: 26
Coding region: 505-4485 (1326 amino acids)
Biological process (GO): negative regulation of transcription by RNA polymerase II; circadian regulation of gene expression; entrainment of circadian clock by photoperiod
Cellular component (GO): nucleus; cytoplasm
Molecular function (GO): transcription cis-regulatory region binding; transcription corepressor binding
Source: RefSeq, a predicted model, not a curated record
CACAGCUAUAGAAUUUGGAAUCCAUGCCACUGGUGAAUCAAUGAAGUUUUAGAGAUGUUCCGCAUAUAUAAUGGACACGGAGAAGAGGAGGCAAAGGUUUUAAGUGCAUUUGAAAGUUUCUGGACCUAGCUACUUCAGGCUUUUUGCUGAUAGCUGGGAGAGAACCUGAUGUACACUUAUGCCAACUUUUCAUAAAAUAGCAGGAAACAAGUUGGCAAACAAUUAGUCUCCUUUUGUGUAACUAUCUAUGAAACCAGCACAAAGAAGAGUUGAAAGUCUGUUUCAGGAUGCUUCUCAAAAGGAAAUGACAGAAUGACUAAGAGGAAUGCUUUUGGCAGGCUCGAUCCUUCUUAGCCAGUCAACCAGCUGUUUGUUUCGACUGGUGCUGCAAAUCAGUAUGACAACUUCCUCCGAACGGUUCUUGUAGUUCUAAACAAGGAGCAAAUGGCACUCCACCGAAGCUGAAGCUUGUUUGAGCCUGCCAGCUAAAUUGAGAUCCUCAAAAUGAAUGGAUUUGCAGAACUUUCUCAUGACCCUAGUAACCUGGCCAUUGAUGACCAAAUGCAACCCAGGCAAAAUCAGGAUGCUCUUCAAGAAGACAUUGAAAUGAGUAGUGGAUCGAGUGGCAAUGAUUUUAGUGGAAAUGAAGCAAAUGAAAACUAUUUCAGUGGGCAUGAUUCUCAUGGCAAUGAAUCUGAUGAAAACGGAAAAGAUUCAGCAAUGCUGGUUGAAACUUUGGACAGUCACAAAAGUUCAAAUGCUUUUACACUGAUGGUUGCCAACUCUGAUCAUAAUCUGUCUACAAGUGGAUGCAGCAGUGAGCAGUCAGCCAAGGCUAAAACUCAGAAGGAAUUGAUAAAAACAUUGAAGGAACUGAAAGUCCACCUCCCUCCUGACAAGAAGACUAAAGGCAAAUCCAGCACUUUAGCAACACUGAAAUACGCACUUAGAAGCAUUAAACAAGUAAAAGCAAAUGAAGACUAUUACCAGUUGUUAAUGACAAAUGAAAACCAUCCCUCCACCCUUGAAGUUUCUUCUUACACAGUGGAUGAAGUUGAAAAUAUUACUUCUGAAUACAUAAUGAAAAAUGUGGAUAUGUUUGCAGUGGCAGUGUCCUUGGUGACUGGAAAAAUUUUGUACAUCUCUGAUCAGGCUGCAACAGUCCUUCAGUGUAAAAGAGAUACCUUUCACGAUGCCAAAUUUGUGGAAUUCUUGGCACCUCAUGAUGUUAGUGUGUUCUAUAGCUCAACUACACCUUCUAGAUUGCCAUCGUUGAGUAUUUGCAAAGGAGUGGAAUCAUCUUCCCAAGAGUGCAUGGAGGAGAAAUCUUUCUUCUGUCGUGUCAGUGGUGGGAAAGAACAUGAAAAUGAGAUUUGCUACCAUCCAUUCCGCAUGACUCCGUAUCUUAUCAAAGCACAAGAUAAGCAGGCUGCAGAGGAACAGCUUUGUUGUGUUUUGCUUGCUGAAAAGGUGCACUCUGGUUAUGAAGCACCCAGAAUUCCUCCAGAUAAGAGAAUUUUUACAACUACACAUACACCAAGUUGUUUAUUCCAAGAUGUAGAUGAAAGAGCUGUACCUCUUUUGGGAUACCUUCCUCAGGAUUUGGUAGGAACACCUGUGCUGCUUCAUCUCCACCCAAGUGACAGACCUUUAAUGCUCGCUAUUCACAAAAAAAUACUACAGUAUGGCGGACAGCCUUUUGACUAUUCUCCAAUCCGAUUCUGCACUCGAAAUGGGGACUACAUAACAAUGGAUACCAGCUGGUCCAGCUUCAUCAAUCCUUGGAGCAGAAAAGUUUCCUUUAUAAUCGGAAGACAUAAAGUUAGGACGGGCCCUUUAAAUGAAGAUGUGUUUGCUGUUCAUAACUGCAUAGAAGAAAAAACGCUUCAUCCCAGCAUUCAAGAAAUCACAGAACAGAUAUACAGAUUGUUACUGCAGCCGGUGUACACCAGUGGAUCUAGUGGCUAUGGAAGCUUGGGCAGUAAUGGAUCACAUGAGCACUUGAUGAGUGUGACAUCCUCCAGCGACAGCAAUGGCAACCUCACUGAAGACCCGCAGAAAAAAAAACUUAGCACUUUUAAAGGGAGUUGUAAAGAUGUCCAGAUGACCGUGAACAAAGGCCACGUUUGUAUUGAAUCUGCAGCAAAACAAGAACAUAAGAAAAAAACACCUCUAGAAAAACAAAGUAAUGCUAUCACCUGGACAAAAGAUGGCCUAGUCAUUGGAAAGGACAGUUUAGGUAACAACUUGCAGAAGAAUCUAACCGCAGAGGAUCUGGCUUAUAAGAACCAGCCUGUGUGUUCCUAUCAACAGAUAAGCUGUUUAGAUAGUGUCAUUAGGUAUUUGGAGAGUUGUGAUGUAGCUGGAACCAUGAAGAAGAAGGGUGAAUCCUUCCCAAGUGCUGCUAUUUUAAAUUCUGGUGCUGAGAAGCAAAAAUCAGCAGUUAAAGCAGUGCGGCAAUCUGGAGAGGAAACGGUGCUGUUGAAAGCUCAAUUAAAUCCCACGCUGUUGAAGCCAUCCAAAGCUAAAGGACGUCCAGGAGUUGGGGCUCACUUAACCUCUCUGGCUUUACCUGGCAAAGCUGGAAGUGUUGCAUCCUUCACCAGUCAGUGCAGCUACAGUAGCACCAUAGUUCAUGUUGGGGACAAAAAGCCGCAGCCGGAAUUAGAAAUGAUAGAAGAUACCAGUGGGACAGAACCUUUAGAUGGUCUCGCUGCCCCUUCAUCUAACUGUAACGGUAACCAAGACAAGGAACCAUUUAAGAAAUUGGGGCUUACAAAGGAAAUUCUAGCAGUCCAUACGCAAAAAGAGGAGCAGAGUUUUUUGCACAAAUUUAAAGAAAUCAAGAGAUUCAACAUCUUUCAAUCACGCUGCAAUUAUUACCUGCAAGAAAGGUCCAGAGGUCGUGCAAGUGAACGUGUCACUCGUGUACUAAGAAACGGUGCUUCUGGAAUAGAUUCAUCAUGGAAGAAAAAUGGGAAGAACCGCAAACAGAAAUCAAAACGAAUGAAACCUCACGAAUCCUCAGACAGCAGUAUUUCAUGUGCAAAUCUCCCUCAUAGGUCUCCCCUAAUAGGCCUAAACACAACAGCUUGGUCGCCAUCAGAAAAUUCUCAAGCCAGCUAUCCCGCAAUUCCUUUUCCAUCAGUUAUGCCUGCAUAUUCUUUGCCAGUUUUUUCAGCAGCAGGAAAUGUACAAGGACCUGAAAUUAUGCCACCAGCCCCUUCAACUUCCCAGACUGGUUUUAAUGAACCCCUGGGUUCUCAAAAUAACUUUCCUAUGCAGCCACCACAGUUUGCUACUCCCGUUGCCCCCGUCCUGGCACUCGUCAUGCCCAAUUACUCAUAUCCUCAAAUGAACCCUAAUGUACCCGAGUCAUUUUACUCCAGCCAGCCUGAUUUUUCUGGGCAACUCGGGUUCUCUUCUCAGAUGAUGUUCUCAGCGCAGCCUCAGUUCCCUGUUCCGACUCCUUUCCCAUCUGAGGCCAUGUUCCCCACGCAGCCGCUUCAGUACAAUCCAGCAGAAAAUGAAAAGCCUCCUGGGGUAGAAUCACGAGAUGUCCUGUCCCGCUCCACCACUCCACAGUCUCCUGGUCAACAAGGCCACGUCUCACUUCCUUUGUUCCACUCAAGGUGCAGCUCCCCUUUACAGCUAAACCUUCUUCAGUUAGAAGAAACACCCCGGACUACUGAAAAAGGAGCUGCUGCUCUGUCGGGAACAUUAGCAGGACAUAGGGUUUUAAGUGAAGGUCCGAUGAACAAAAUUGUGAAGUUUGUGGACGGCAAAAGAAAAGAAACUCCGAGCGUGGACAUACCAAUGGAUGCACAUAACAGUGAUGCACUCUCCAUGCCAAGUGACUUUCUUGAUCUUUUACUGAAUGAAGAUGUUUGUUCAGGCAGUGGAUCUUCUUCAACUGGGAGUGGAGUGUCCGCCGCUUCUGAGUCUCUGGGAUCUGGAUCUAAUGGCUGUGACCUGUCUAGAAGUGGAGCUGGCAGUAGUGAGACAAGUCAUACCAGCAAAUACUUUGGAAGCAUUGACUCCUCAGAGAACAAUCAUAAAGGAAAAAUGAUUACGGACAAAGAGGAACGUGAACAUUUCAUUAAAUAUGUUCUUCAGGAUCCUAUCUGGUUAUUAAUGGCAAAUGCAGAUGAAACGGUUAUGAUGACUUACCAGAUUCCAUCCAGAAACUUGGAAACUGUUUUGAAAGAAGACAGAGAAAAAUUGAAGCGAAUGCAGAAAUUCCAGCCCAAGUUUACAGAAGAACAAAAGAGAGAGCUUAACGAAGUUCAUUCAUGGAUUCAGAAGGGUGGACUACCCAAAGCAGUUAAUGUAUCUGAGUGCAUUUACUGUGAAGAUACCACAAAAGAUAAGAUUUUUGCACCGUAUGAUGAAGGAAUCCAUUCUAUGGAGCCGAGUGAAGUGAUUGAAACUGAUGGAGAGAAAAAUGUCAACACCUUAAGCCGUGUAAAUGAAGAACAGACGUAACCCCUGCUACCGGGCAUAAAUAAGCAUUGAUCUACAUUAGACAGUGCAUGAAAGUUUAAGAAGAUUUUUAAACUUGUUUCUAAUGAAAUGAAUAUGCUCAUUUACAGAAUGGACUUUUUUUUUGUUUUAGAAAAAAGGUUAUUUAUCUGUAGGAAUCACUUUAAAGCUAAGGGGAAGAAUUUUCUUUGUCUAAUAUUUGAAUAUGGAGUUGAGGGAGGUUUUUUCAAGGCUUUUGGUUUUUUAACUAUGCCAGGUCCUUUAGAGUCAUUUUUCAAAAUGUUCCUUUUUAUUUGUCAUGUGAGCUUUCACAAGUCAUUUGCUUUCCAAUUUUGUAAUCCCAGUAUGUCCUAAGAUUUUUCUUGUAUUUCCUGUUAAUUAUUGAAUGACACUAGUUAGAACCUGACUAAAUGUCCAAAGCGACUCAUGUAACUAAAAGGCGGACAACUCGGCUAAGGUUUUCCACCGAAAGGAGAAAAAAGUAGGUGCUGUGGGAUUGUUCUGAUGAAAAAUCUACCACUUCAAUUAUUCCUUUUUAUUUCAUUAAAAUACAAUUUAGUCGUGGUGACUUUUUUA